Messenger RNA from Chiloscyllium plagiosum (whitespotted bambooshark), 3156 nucleotides. NCBI's taxonomy places the organism in Eukaryota, Metazoa, Chordata, Chondrichthyes, Orectolobiformes, Hemiscylliidae. The record is from RefSeq and is a predicted model, not a curated record.
GGUGCGCAGGCGCGGGCCCCAGGCGCUCUCUCCGGGAGGGAGGGGCUGGGCUGGGCUGGCUCUACACGGUCCGCAUUGGCAGCCAGUCGCCUGUUCCCAGCGAGAGCAGCGGAGGCAAGUGAAGGGAAGGAGUUGAAGUGGAUGAAGAGCAAAGACAGAUGAUGGAUGGACAAGUCCCGUAUCGUAUCUAUGACCCUGGUGGGAGCAGCCGUUUACGAAUGAGUGAUGUCAGCAGCGAGCCCGAGGUUAUCGAUUCCAUUUCCUACCAGCAACUGGUGGAAGAAAACCAGGUGCUGAAGGAGAGGAUGAAAGGCUUGAGGAGUUUAGGAAACCUGUUGGAGGAAUCUCAGGCUGAAGCAUUGAAGUUGCGACAGAAGGUGGAGGAGCUGGCCCGCCAGGAUUCUCUGAAAUCAACAAGUCUAUCAGCUCAGGAAAUAAAUGGCCCGGCUCUGACCAGUGAUGCACAAGCUUCUGGUCACCAACAUCAAAGUGAGUCGGACAAACGUGGCACGCUGGUGGAAGAGGCCAAGGCUGAAGUGAAGGCUUCAUCUAGUGGUUCAUCCUCUGAGUUUGAAGUCGUGAGUGCAGAAGACAAAAAAGAUACAAGUGGAGAACAGGCAGAGGUGAGUGACUCUGGUAUUUCCCUCCCUAUCUUUUCACGGGAUUGGGGUCUUUUUGUGUCCCGGGCAUCCGCGCCUGUGGGGUCGGUUUGGGCUCUGAUUGCUGUUUGUUUUGAAUUCCAGCUGUUGGAAGUGAACAAACAAUGGGAUCAGCAAUUCCGGAGCAUGAAGCAACAGUACGAGCAAAAGAUUGUGGAGCUGAGGCAGCGAUUGGCCCGGUCCCAGAAGGAGCUGAGUGAGCGCGAGAAUGGCUACGAAGAGAAACAGAGGGACUUCGACAGGAAGUUACUGCUGGCCAAGUCAAAGAUUGAGAGUGGAGAGAGCGAGAAGGAGAGGUGUCUAGCAGAGAUGAAGGAGCUGAAACAGAGGAACCAGUGUCUGCAGAACCAGCUCCUGCCCCUCACCAAACAGCGGGAAUACCAGGAAAAGGAAAUUCAGCGUCUCAACAAGGCCUUGGGUGAGGCUCUCGCUGCACAGCCAUCGAGCCCACAGCCGGUUCUGUUCAGCAACACCAGUGACUCGUGUAUGAGUGCGAGGAGGACUGAGCUCCUCACCCAGAUCGAGGUGCUCAAGCAGCAGGUGAAAAUAUUUGAAGAGGAUUUUCAGCGGGAGCGCAGUGACCGAGAGCGGAUGAACGAGGAGAAAGAAGAGCUGAGGCAGAAACUCGAGAAAGUUCAAACACAGAUGACGUUGUUGAACACGCAGCUGAGAAUCUAUCAGGAAGAUUAUCAGAAGGAGAAGUUGGAGAAGGAAAAAAUUCAGAGGCUGCUGAAGCAUCAGAAACAGGUGGCGGGUGACAGGAGGCCAUCGGACCCACCAGCUGGAGCCCCCGGGCCGUACUGCCCCCCUCCAUACCAAAUCCAAUACCCACCCCUCCCCCACCCCACCGCUGGCUUUGGGGGUUAUGACUGGCAGAUUCACUACCCACCUGCUGGACCCGGGGCACAUGCCCAAUUCCGAGGGUCGGAGUUUCCCUGGAAUGCUGCAUUCCCAGCCGCACGGAGUCCACACGCUGCAGGGACAGAUCGGCCCAAGGCUGAUGGAAAAGAACCUACAUCUCCCAGGCUCGGGAAGGGGCAGCAUUGAGGGAGGAGGAACCAAAUUAUUCCAAGCUGGCCCUGUGCAGUGCCCAGUGGUUUAACCAUCCCAAGGUGACUGCACUCUACCUUCCUUCAACAGCAGCACGGAUUGCGAGGACCUCCAUCUCCCAAGGUUGCUUGACGCUGUAGUCUUGAGUACAUUAGCAGAUACCGCAGCACCCGAUUGGCUGGGCUGGUGCUGGGGGUGGGCUGGGUGAUGAUCCCUUUUGGUUAAUGUUGGGAAGCCUUCCUCUAUUUUCAUGUGCUGCCUGUCCCCCAUCUUGUUUCUCCCUUCCCUCCAUUUUGUACAAUCAGGUAAAGUUCAAUGGCGAGAGUUGACAACCCACCAUCCACGUUUGCAGACCAAAGGUGUGAGAAAAAGGUUCUUUCAAGAGGUUCUAAAGAUUCACCUGUCAAUAUAUGACCUAUUGCUGUCUAAUCUCUCUUCCCCCAUCCAUCUCCUAGAUGUUUUAAUACCAAGUGAACAUAAAACACAUUUUACUUUACAAACCUGAAGUGGUAACCUUUUAGGGUAAGGACCACUAAUGUUUUGUUUGGACAAAGUAUUUAAAGCAUUGUUUUGUAAAGUCUGAUUUUAUUCCUUACCCCACCACCAAGGCCUGUAACCAAGGAGUAAACCCAUAGUUAGAAACCCCUGUCAGCAUCUCUCUAAUCGAACAGGAUGACUCGAUUCAAGUGUUUUGAAGCAGAAAUGAUGCUAAGUGCCGCACCUUCCCAAACCGAUCCCCUGUCAAGGAUUUUGAAAUCUUGCCUCGUUGCCUGCUCCAUUACUGUUUUUUCUGGGCCAGGAAGCCCCUGUCCCUCAGUGGGUCACCUAUUUUCUCCCAGCCUUGAUCCAGACUGGGUCCAUCUUUCAAGUAUGCUUCAUGAACUUGGGCUACGUUGUCAUCCUUUCGAAUAACUUGUGUUCAAAGGUCUCCCGCUCUCUGCCCCGUUCUUUUCUUGCCCACCGUUUCUCUACCCUUCUCCGUCUGCUGUUGGGAUCUUGCUGUGCAGAGAUGGUCCUUGAUUACAACUAAGUGUGCACUUCACAUUGGCUGUGGUGCCCAUUGGAAUGGUGAAGGGUUGUAGAUAAAUGUUUGUUCUCUCUUCCUUUUUCCCCCCUCUCAUGCUUCUGAAAUAUGGACAUUUCCUGCAGUAUCGUCAAUGCCAGUCCUAAUCCCCGUCCUUUCCUUAAUAAAGUUGGCUUUAUUAGUCUCUGCUCACCCUGCACGACCCUCCGAUUCUGCUCAGCCUUCCCCUCUCACUGCGCCUUGGAACUUGCGGGUAUCUGUCACCAGACAAAUGAUUACAAAUUGUGCUGUUGGACUAUGAUAGGCUUCAUGUCAGGGGUUGAUGGGAGACAUUUGAGUGUGAUAUUUGGAGCAGUCAGUCAAACUCAAUCUUUGUUGUUUUAAGCACCUUUUUUUUUGUUCCAAUAAACUGAUUAAAUCUGG